AUGAAGGACAGCAAUAAAGCAACUCAGUCAAGGAAGGCUUCCUAUCCUUUUGCACAAGAUGUGCUUGCAUGGAAACCUGUCUUCAACCAGUCUAGUCUCACUGAGUCUGUGUUCCAUGUGUUCACCACAGUCCUUGGAUUUCAGGUUCUUCUCUUCCUUCUCUUCUUCCUUCUCUACUUGAUGAUCCUCUGUGGCAACACAGUCAUCAUCUGGGUUGUGUGCCUACACAGCGUUCUCCGAACCCGGAUGUAUUUCUUCUUGUCCAACCUGCCCUUUGUAGAGAUCUGCUACACCACCGUUGUGGUGCCCUUGAUGCUUUCCAACAUUUUUGGGGCCCAGAAGCCCAUCCCAUUGGCUGGAUGUGGGGCCCAAAUGUUCUUCUUUCUCACACUUGGUGCUGACUGUUUCCUCUUGGCGAUCAUGGCCUAUGACCGCAAUGUGGCCAUCUGCCACCACAUGACCUGCACGCUGUGUGUGCAGAAGCUGGGCGGCGCCAUGGGUCUGGUCGUCUUCCUCUCCCUGCAGCUCACCGCCUUAAUCUUCAACCUGCCCUUCUGCGGCCACCGCCGGGAAAUUAACCACUUCCUCUGCAAUGUACCUCCCGUCCUGUGCCUGUCCUGCACCGACAUCCGCGUGCACCAGGUUGUCCUCUACGUCGUGAGCAUCCUCGUGCUAACCGUCCCCUUCUUGUUCAUCUGCGUCUCCUACGUGUUCAUCACCUGCGCCAUCCCGCACAUCCGUUCUGCCGAGGGCCGCCGCUGGGCCUUCUCCACCUGCUCCUCCCACCUCACCGUGGUCCUGCUGCAGUAUGGCUGCUGUGCCUUGGUAUACUUGCGUCCCCAGUCCAGCUCCUCUGUAGAUGAAGACUGCCAGUUUGCCCUUGUUUACACCUUUAUCACACCAUUACUCAACCCUUUGAUUUACACCCUUAGGAACAAGGAUGUCAAAGGUGCCCUGAAAAAAGUGAUUAGUACCAAAGGGACAUCUGAGUCCCUCUGA
This is a messenger RNA of Chlorocebus sabaeus (green monkey), 999 nucleotides long. The record is from RefSeq and is a predicted model, not a curated record. Lineage: Eukaryota; Metazoa; Chordata; Mammalia; Primates; Cercopithecidae.